AACACUUCCCUACAACAGUCCGUUUAGUCACCGAGUGCUUUCUUCUUUGUCGGACUCGAUCAAGUCGCAAAUAUUCGGUGUUGGCCUGAGCGCACUUCUUCUCGGCCGGCCGCCAAUUUUUUUUCUCCUUCGAGUGGAGUUCAUUUCUUCCUGCAGCUGCGUUUGUUUAUUCCUUUGCGCAACGCAACGGCAAUGAAGCAGCAAUGAACGUGCCUUACUUCGAGGCCUCGCAGACGGCACAGCACGUCCACCUGGAUGUCCGCCUUCCCUCGGAGUUCCGCCUCGAAGACGUCAAGGUGGUAUUGGACGCGAGCGAGGCAGCACCGCACCAGCAGCAGCAGCAAGGAGGGCGCCAGGAGCAAAUCUUUGGCCUGACAUGCCCUCCCUACUACCUCCCUCUCGUCUUUGCACCGGGCACUUUUGUGGGAGGAUCCUAUCCUUCUGAGCAGCAGCAGCAGCGCGCAGUCGACGUCAGCAGGACAGGCGAUGGGCUACGGGUCAGCCUGCUGAAGGCGAGCCGCGACGAGGAGGUGGCUGGACUGGACAGGCUCAAGGCGCAGGUCUUUCCCGGUGCUGGCGAAGAAGCGCAGCGGCUCGAAGGGCUUGCGAUGCUCCAGCGGGGAGUCGAGAUGAUGAAUGCGCCAGAUACAGAUGCGGAGGCAACAAUAGCAGAGGAAGGGGCUGCUGCGACUGCUGCCAUUGGAAAGUCACUCUCGAUGCCAAUGCCGCCAUCGAUCGAAGAAGGCACGAACUCGCGGCUUCACGAGUGCUUCCAAUCGGACUCUAGCGAAGAGAAAAAACUAGCCGAUCACUUGGCUCGGGACGACGAGAGAUUCGACGAGGGAAUGUACAUGGAGAGCUAUGUGGAUCCAGAGGGCGAAAUAGCCUCUUUGCUGUCGCAAACCGACCUGACACCUCCGCAAGAGGGAAGAAGAGCACUUUCAGGACCAGGAGCAAGGCUUCUUGUCGACGCGGACACCGAGACGGCCAUGCGUUCCCUGCUCAUCAUCCUUCUUGAGCUCGUCGUUGCGACAGUGUAUGACCGUGUGACGACAUGGUCCGAUCCCUCGCCAGAAUCCGGUUGGACCAUCUCCACGCUUUGUCCCGUUCUGGUAUCCUCUCUCGCUCCGUCAACUACGAGCACUGAGGCUGAUCGGGGAUGGACACUAGACACGAUGCGGCUGCUGUUCCGAAGGAUGCUGUCGAGACCGCUCUAUCGCAGCUGGGAACUGGCGAUGCAUGUCUCCCAAUUGACGAUCAAGGGACUGCAGGAUCGACCGCUGGACUGGCUUGCCGUGACGAGGGAUCGAUUGAAAGAAUAUGCAGAGUCGUCAAACGAGGAAGUUGUCGUGCAGGCGUACCUCGACGCGACUGUGGAGCCCCUCAUCAGCCUCGUCGAGUCCGGCUACUUUUCAGCCGAGCAUCUGAACAGCCUGGCGAUUGAUGCAUCGCAAUCACUGGCUUCGCUCUCACGGGACUUCGUUGGCGGCGAUGCCUGGCAGCUCGAGGCAUUGGAGGCGGCUGCAGACGAAGCCGUGGCCUCGGGCGAGGGUGGCUGGGUGUAGCAUCAGGGCUUAUUGCGGUGCCAAGCUACUAAGAUCCACUCCAUCACGGCUCCUGCUGUCACCCAUCAUCAUCUUGCUGCUGCCUGUCUUCAUCAAGCGCGCACACCCAAUUUACAAAUUAGGACUGCGUCUUAGCAUCGAGAAAUCUUUAUCGGGAAUCGGGCUGCAAUUUUUACCGUUUGAAA
Messenger RNA from Acaromyces ingoldii, 1750 nucleotides. RefSeq lists its product as hypothetical. The record is from RefSeq and is a predicted model, not a curated record. Gene Ontology annotation, cellular component: cytoplasm; nucleoplasm. Bases 204 to 1565 code for a protein of 453 amino acids. Gene Ontology annotation, biological process: box H/ACA snoRNP assembly. The transcript is spliced from 3 exons. Lineage: Eukaryota; Fungi; Basidiomycota; Exobasidiomycetes; Exobasidiales; Cryptobasidiaceae.